Messenger RNA from Benincasa hispida (wax gourd), 1565 nucleotides. Its product is annotated as SNF1-related protein kinase catalytic subunit alpha KIN10-like. Gene Ontology annotation, cellular component: cytoplasm. NCBI's taxonomy places the organism in Eukaryota, Viridiplantae, Streptophyta, Magnoliopsida, Cucurbitales, Cucurbitaceae. The record is from RefSeq and is a predicted model, not a curated record. Gene Ontology annotation, molecular function: ATP binding; protein serine/threonine kinase activity. Gene Ontology annotation, biological process: protein phosphorylation; intracellular signal transduction.
GAGAUCCGCAGGCUAUCAAACAACAAUCUGCUGUUUCUUCUCUGUACCACAGGUGGUAUAUGAAAAAUGGAGAAGGUGGGUAAAUAUGAAGACAAAAGCAUUGAGGUUUUUCUCAAAAACUACAAGCUUGGAAAAAUUCUUGGAGUUGGCUCAACUGCAAAAGUUAAGGCUGCAAGGCAUAAAUUAACUGGACAUCAAGUUGCCAUCAAGAUCCUCAACCAUCGCAAAAUUGCAAAAAUGGGUCUCGAACAAAAAGUUAGAAGAGAAAUAAAAAUAAUGAAGUUGUUUAAGCAUCCUCACAUAGUACAACUAUAUGAGGUUAUAGAGACACCAACUGAUACCUAUGUAGUGAUGGAAUACGUCAAAUCUGGAGAACUCUUUGAUUAUAUUGUGGAGAAGGGUAGGUUAAAGGAAGAUGAAGCUCGUAGAAUUUUUCAACAGAUAAUAUGUGGAGUGGAGCACUGCCACAGAAAUAUGAUAGUUCACAGAGAUCUGAAGCCUGAAAAUGUGCUUUUGGACUCCAAUUUCAAUGUGAAGGUAGCUGAUUUUGGUUUUAGCAAUGUGAUGUAUGAUGGCCAUUUCUUCAAAACUAGUUGUGGCAGUCCUAACUAUGCUGCUCCAGAGGUUAUUUCUGGAAAAUUGUACGCAGGACCUGAAGUAGACAUAUGGAGCUGUGGGGUUAUAUUGUAUGCUAUUUUAUGUGGUUCUCUUCCUUUUGACAAUGAAAACAUUCUUAUCCUUCGUCAAAAAAUAAAGAAUGGUGUGUAUAAGCUUCCAAGUUAUUUAUCGGCUGAGGCAAGAAACUUGAUCUCAAGUUUACUGAUAGUUGAUCCACUUAGACGAAUAACCAUGCCUCAAAUCCGCCAGCAUCCAUGGUUUCAAGCUCAUCUUCCUCGCUAUUUAGCUGUCAAACCAACUUCCACUUUGGGACAACUUGAAAAGAUCGAUGAGGAUGUUCUUCAAAAAGUAGUUAUGAUGGGAUUUAGUAAGGAUAAGUUGGUUGAAUCUCUUCAUAACAAAAGGCAAAAUGAGGGAACUGUGACAUACUAUUUGUUAUUGGGCGAUCGAUUCCCUAUUUCUAGUGGCUAUCUUGGUGCUGAGAUUCAGGAAUCAACGGAACCUAAGCAAAUGAAUCCAAUUGUUGGCGCACUACCUUCUUUUGAACGUAUGCAUAAUCAAGUUGUGGCUGUUGCACCUCAAAUUCCUAAUAAUGGGAAGUGGGCUCUUGGAUUACAGGCUAAAGCACAUCCACGUGAUAUAAUGAUGAAAGUGCUUAAAGUGUUGCAAGAAUUGAAUGUGUGUUGGAAGAAGAUUGGUGAAUACAACAUGAAAUGUAAGCUAACAUCUGAUACUAUAACACAUCACCAAGACAUGCCUAAUCAUUCAAUCAUGUUGAAGGUCAAUCAUGUCACUAUAUUCCAAAAUGUGGUCAAGUUUGAAGUUCAGCUAUAUAAAGUACAAGAGGAAAGGUAUCUACUUGAUCUGCAAAGGAUUCAAGGCCCUCAGUUUUUGUUCUUGAACCUUUGUGCCACUUUCAUAUCCCAACUUCGAGUCGUUUAAAGUAU